This is a messenger RNA of Heterobilharzia americana, 1636 nucleotides long. The record is from the annotation of a GenBank genome assembly. Lineage: Eukaryota; Metazoa; Platyhelminthes; Trematoda; Strigeidida; Schistosomatidae.
GUUAAACAAGGUGAAUACCUUUCCACGGUGAACUCUGUUUAUUUCAGCAUCACCAUCGAAAAGGAACAAUGAAAAUGUCAUUGCUGUUAUUGUGGCUGGUUAAAAUGGUGCGAAUUGUGGGCCAGAAGGUAAUAUGCAACGAGGAGACACUACCUUCAGUGCCUAUACUCGGAAUUAAUGGGUAUCUGGUCGACACAGUCACACGCACACGUAUCUCCUGGAAUUCUGAAUUUGACAAUCUUAAUUCUAGUGCAUACAAAGAACUAACUGCGACCCUUUGCGACGCGGUAAAGGAGGCUAGCCAGCUUGUCAAUUCAUCCAUCAAGAAUGAAACAGAUUGUUUCUUGAUUCACCUGGGGGAAUAUGGUUCAUUCCUUGUAGCAGGAAUCUACUUGGAAUAUCCAAUCUCAGAAUAUCCGGGUUUUGGAACAGCAAUCGAACAAAAGAUACAUGAAACUAUGAGGUUAAAGAACAUUCAACUUAGCCACUACUUUGUCCUAUGCGAUGCCCGUCAAGCUCUUAAAAAACAAUGUGAAGUAGGAAACAUGAAGUUGAAUGAUCCAAGAUGGAAAUUAUGCGGUGCAGUAUCGUCUGCAAACGAAGAUACACUGAACACAGUGAACACUCAGAUGACGGAAAUUGUACACACUACACCGGUUCAUUCGACAGUCACAUCUCAUAGCACUGAUGCUACGGCAUUUGUCUCACUGGGUAUUAUCGAUCUUAAUGAUGAGUAGCGGCUAGCAAUGGAAUCCUGAACAUGCGUUUCAUCCUGUUUAAGACUCGUCAACUGGAUAUACCUGCCUUCCAGUGAGUAAUGUUGUCCCCAUUAAGAUCCAAACCCGAAAUCGAUCGUUUCCGACACCACAUCGUUAUCCAUUAGGCCAACGAGUCACGAUAGCCACCUUUUGUGAGACGGGUAUAGUUAUGAUGUUACUGACGUUAAUUCUCGAUCUUAUCAUUAUAAUGCUUAUUUGUCUUUCGUAUCAAUGGAUAGGAAACUUGAAAACAUAAACAGUCUUUGCACGAUUCUCAAUCCAUUAUGACAACAUAGUGAUGUGUGAUCUAACUGAGAAUACCAAUGUGGGUUUGUUCAACAAUGUCAUGAAGGUGAUAAGAAGAACUGUGCAAUAUACAUUGGUGACUAAUCAAUCAAAAUCUACAGCUUCUAGCAAGUUACUUACCAAUAAUUAAAUUGUCUGAACUGUGUAAUGAGUUUACUAUUUGAUUGCACACCUGAUUGUCCUAAGUAUUCACAUGAAAAUUCAUAAAACGUUAAGGGUGAGAAUAUGAAAAGAGGUCAAGUAGGAGGGAUGAAAAUCAAUAGAGCAAACAAUGAUAGUACAUCGAACUUGGUUUCAGAGUUGAAUUCAUCAAUGAAGAUUUAAUGUGAUAACAAACAGCUGUUGAACAUACAAAGGUGGUUUAAACUUCAUUAAAUUUAAGGAUCCGUCCCGAACACGCUUGUAAGUAGGUAUAAAGGAGGUAGCCAAGUCAAUUCGGUGACCUGUCUUAACGAUAUGUUUUGCGAUCAAAGAACUUGGAUAUUUGCUACCAAUGUUUAUGAGUUCAAGUGAUUUAACCUGCUUCCAAAUCCACUUUCGAAUAUGCUUCGAGACCGUUACUUGCAUAGGUU